AUGUAGUCUCAAGUUAUUACUUUUUUCAAGAUAGCCUCAAGGUAUUUUUUUAUCAGAAACUAAUGUUAAAACCAAUGCAACAACACGUGUAUUGAAUGAGUCUUAGCAGAAAGGUCGAUCAGCUAAAACACUUCAAAUUUUGGAGAUUUGUUUCAAGUGGACCAAACACUGAAUAUGGGUUAGAGAAAAAAUGGGCAUACUAUGAUCAAGAUUUUGUUGAUAGAGAGGCUGCAAAGCCUUUACACAAGUUAACUCCAACACAGAUUAUGUUUCAUGGAAAAUUUGCUGAUGGAUCUCAUCUUGUGAAAAGUGCCCAUUAUUUGCAACAAGAAUUGCCUCGCCGAAUUGCUCGACACAUAAAAGAUUUUCAAAGCCUGCCGUAUGUUGUUUUGAUUAAUCCAAUUAUGCAGGAAGUGUAUGAGUUGUAUCUUCGGGCUUUUCGUAAGUUGGUACAUGUCAGUGAGAUUGACAACUUAGAAAAAGAGAGAGAAUACAGUUUUUUAUUAAGCCAGCUUUUAAAUGAUCACAAAGAUGUUGUUACUUACCUUGCAAAAGCUUUUCGUCAAGUGAAAAAGUUUGUACCUUAUGAAGUCUUAGGUGAUUUGGCUGAACGAACUUUAACAUCUCGAUUAGGCAUUCGUCUGUUAGCUGAGCAUCAUCUUGCAUUAAGACAUAAAAAGGAAUAUUUCAUUGGUAUAAUAGGAACCCAAACAUCUUUAAAGCACAUUAUUGAAAGAUGUGUUAUUAACUGCAAAGAUUUAUGUCAACAUCGCUUUGGAUACUCCCCUGCUGUUUAUGUAUCUGGCCAUACAAAGGCAACUUUUCCAUACAUCCCUGCUCCUGUAGAAUAUAUAAUGCAAGAACUGAUAAAAAAUUCGAUGAGGGCAACAGUUGUACGCCACAUUGAAAAUCCUUUUGAAAUGCCACCAAUAGAAGUAACCAUUUGUAAUAAUGAUGAAUACUUCACAAUCAAAAUAUCCGACAAAGGAGGUGGUAUUCCAGACUCUCAACUUUCUGAUAUCUUUCAAUAUUCGUUUACCACUAGUACAGAUGACGAGGGAAAUCUUUGUGAAACGGAAGAUACAUUUGAUAAUUUCUCACGGGCAGCUAACGAUAAAGGUAUUGGCGGUGUACUUUCUGGAUAUGGAUUUGGUUUACCUUCUGCUGCUGCAUAUGCUAAAUUUCUAGGAGGAUCUCUCACGCUGGUUUCAAUGUACGGACUUGGAACCGAUGUAUUUUUAAAAUUGAUUCAUAUAAAUCAACCAAAUUGUUUUCGAAUAUAACUUAAAGUAUAUGUGAACGGUUAUUGAUUAUCGGGUUAUUAUUUGAUACUAAGGUAAUUGUUGGAGGAUUAUGUGAUACUAUGGUAACUAUUGGAGUGUUAUUUAAAACGAUUAUUUACUUAAUGGUAUUUACACUAUUUAUAUAAUAAAAAAUUUGUAAGCUAAUAUUUAACUUUAAAAAUAA
Messenger RNA from Hydra vulgaris (swiftwater hydra), 1467 nucleotides. Its product is annotated as branched-chain alpha-ketoacid dehydrogenase kinase. Gene Ontology annotation, biological process: regulation of glucose metabolic process; protein phosphorylation. Gene Ontology annotation, molecular function: pyruvate dehydrogenase (acetyl-transferring) kinase activity. Gene Ontology annotation, cellular component: mitochondrion. NCBI's taxonomy places the organism in Eukaryota, Metazoa, Cnidaria, Hydrozoa, Anthoathecata, Hydridae. The record is from RefSeq and is a predicted model, not a curated record.